GGGCUGUCCUUAUUUGACUAGGGAGGAAAAUGGUGGAAAGGAGAGUCAGACGGCUCGAGUAAACAGAGGGAUACCAACAGUUUCAUCUCUGCCUCCAGACUCACUUUGUGUGAACCCUAACGUGGCAGAAGACAGCAGCGGCGAUGGCUGAUGCAGAAAAGAUCAAGAAAACUGCAGCCAAGGUGCUGUGCUGCGUGGAGAAGGUGUCCUCCUUCGCCUCCUCCAUCGACCCCAUCUUUGGCAUAGUCUCCUCCCUGGUCGGGGUGGCUCGCAAGGGCCUGGUUGACGAGGAGGGCCACGCUCUAGACAAGGACUUCCAGGCGAUCAACACCAAACUGGAGAGCAUCUCAGAAAAGAACCAGCAAUGCCUGAGGAAGAUCCGCAUCGACGAGGUGAACGAAACAUACGGCAAGUAUGAGGAGUACAUCAAGCACCAGUACACUGCCUUCAACAACAUGGUGGCACAGGUGAAGAAAGAUCCGGACAACACUCAGCGCCACAUGGAGGCCUUCGAGAAGAUUUAUGAGAGGGACAAGAGCGACCUGAGCCUGGAUGUGUACUACAACGGUGUCAUGGGUACCAAAUCGCUGUUUGGAAGAUCCCUGCUGAAGGUGUACCUGGACAGCUGCGACGGCGACCGCGAGAUCAUGGAGCGCCGCUGUUCACACAUCGCCCACCUGUUCCACAUGGGCCUCAUCGCCCUCAUGGCCUACACAGCUGUUACAGAGGACGACGAAGACGAGGUGCGGGAAAAGUGGGCAAAGAGGGUGGAGGACAUCCAGAAGAAGAUGCAGGAGGUGCUCAGUCAGUGCAAAGACAGCUCAUCCUGAACAUGGUCCAGCAGAGAAAGGAUGUCCUCUGGGGGGUUCGGUGGCAACGACACUGGGAACAAUCUGUACUCUGGACCAAUGGAAAAAUACAAAUUAUGUUAUAAUAUAUAUAUA
Molecule: messenger RNA, 944 nt
Organism: Morone saxatilis (striped sea-bass)
Lineage: Eukaryota; Metazoa; Chordata; Actinopteri; Moronidae
Gene: rpz2
Product: rapunzel 2
Exons: 2
Coding region: 144-830 (228 amino acids)
Source: RefSeq, a predicted model, not a curated record